UUAUUGCAGUAUCGGGUUAGUCAAGGCAAUGAAUGGUGUGAUUUUUGCAAGAUUUAUAUAUCAAACAAUCCUUUGAGUAUUAGAAACCAUGAACUUGGCGUGCGUGAUAAAGAGUGUGUUACCAAAAAGCUUGCGGCUAUGAGAGUAGAUAAUGCUGCUAAAGAGAAGCAGCAGAAGGAAGCAGCUCAUGCUUUUCAACAAAUUGAAGCUAAAGCUAAGCAUAGCUAUCAGAAAGAUAUAUCGACUUUUGAGGGCGCCAGCAAUUGUCGCGCAUUAGAUUUUCAAGAGGAAAAUCUGACAUGAAUGGGGGAAUUUAGGGCUGGCACGCGGCCAGCGGAGGUUCAAUUAAGGAAGCAAAAAAUGCUGCUCAAAAUAGGUCUGCACGCGGUCCAGUGGUUUCAGGUUCCUUUCAACUCUUUGAGAUCGGUUUAAAGGUGCUACUUCAGCAGUUGCUGUGACCGAGAUAAAGAUGCAGGAUCAGAAGCCGGAGGUUAUAUCUGAAG
Mercurialis annua (annual mercury) is the source of this 503-nucleotide messenger RNA. RefSeq names its product zinc finger protein ZOP1-like. The annotation marks the transcript as partial. The transcript is spliced from 3 exons. Gene Ontology annotation, cellular component: precatalytic spliceosome. The record is from RefSeq and is a predicted model, not a curated record. Gene Ontology annotation, molecular function: RNA binding. Lineage: Eukaryota; Viridiplantae; Streptophyta; Magnoliopsida; Malpighiales; Euphorbiaceae. Gene Ontology annotation, biological process: mRNA splicing, via spliceosome.